ACCUUGGGGACCACCUCCCGCCUAUGACGCGGAAGCGAGGAGGGCGAAACGUGCCGAGCGCAUUGCACUCGCCGUCCUUAUGUGGGCAAAGUUCAUGGAGGGAUGGAACGAUGGCACAGCAGGUCCACUACUGCCAACUAUACAAAGGUUUUACAAGAUCGGGUUCACGGUCAUUUCUCUAAUAUUUGUUUUUGGCUGCACUGGAUUCAUAUCGGGGGCUGUAGCAAAUAUCACCCUCGCAUAUAAGCUCGGAUUCGGAAAAGCAUUAUGUAUAGGCGCACUAUCGCAGCUGCUUGCAUAUUGCAUACAAGCAUUUGGGCCCCCUUUCCUCGUGUUCGCUUUAGCGUAUAUCUUCUCUGGUUUUGGAAUUGCCCUUCAGAAUGCCCAAUCGACCUGCUUCGUUGUUAAUCUUAAUAAUCAUAGUGCAGCAAAAAUGGGCUUGCUACAUGCAUCCUACGGAACUGGAGCAUUAGUUGCUCCUCUCGUUGCCACACAGUUCUCAACUAUGCGGCACUGGUCAUUUCAUUUCUUAGCAUCGCUGGGAGGAGCAGCUAUAAACGUACUCUGUCUGUUUCUCGUUUUCAAACUCCAGCCGUUAAAUACUAUUCUUGAGACCACGGGCCAGACUGUCCGUCAGCAGACGGUAUCACAGGAUAAUCACUAUUCGCAAAUACUAAAGAUGAAGGUCGUGCAUCUCAUUGCGUUCUUCAUACUCGCUUAUGUAGGUGUGGAAGUGACAAUUGGUGGAUGGAUAGUUACUUUCGUGAUCAACGAGCGAGGCGGUGGCGCUUCCUCUGGGUACCUCUCGUCAGGAUUUUUUGCAGGGCUGACUCUUGGACGAAUCUGUUUACUUUGGCUAAACAAAGUGAUCGGUGUAAGACGAGUUAUUUGGUUAUACAUCCUUCUCUCAAUCGGCCUUGAGAUAACCAUCUGGUUCGUCCCUUCACUCGUCGAAAACGCUAUAGCAGUAGCAUUUGUCGGGUUGUUCCUUGGUCCUAUUUAUCCAAUUGUUAUGACUCUAACUGGUCAUCUUGUACCAAACUUGCUGGUAUCUGGAGCAGUUGGAUGGAUUGCAGUGAUAGGUCAAGCAGGGAGUUCACUGCUUCCGUUCAUCUCAGGUGCAAUGGCGUCAAAAUUCGGCGUCAUGAGUCUUCAACCUUUAGUCGUGACGGUCUUAGGCGUCAUGGUUGGCUUGUGGGCUGUGGUUCCACCCGAUCAGCACCACUCAGAUUAACAAG
Fomitiporia mediterranea MF3/22 is the source of this 1238-nucleotide messenger RNA. Its product is annotated as MFS general substrate transporter. NCBI's taxonomy places the organism in Eukaryota, Fungi, Basidiomycota, Agaricomycetes, Hymenochaetales, Hymenochaetaceae. Gene Ontology annotation, molecular function: transmembrane transporter activity. Gene Ontology annotation, cellular component: membrane. The record is from RefSeq and is a predicted model, not a curated record. The transcript has 11 exons. Gene Ontology annotation, biological process: transmembrane transport. The coding region runs from base 80 to 1234 and encodes 384 amino acids.